UGGCACUUUUAGAUAAAAGCCAUGACAUGAACUUCCCUCUUAAAAGAGACCAAAGAAAGAAAAAGGUGAAAGAACUAAAAGUGGUGGUGGUGUUUUUUUUUUUCCCAUCAGUUUACAACGUUCACGGCCAGGCUGGAGUUUGGCCUCCUGAGGAUUUUGAGGCAACAGAGCGAGGAAGCAGAACUCCUCCUCAAGCUGAUGACCAAUCACCGGGUGCCAUCAUCCAGAUUACCGCUGGAUGUGUUUUUACUUCUUUCUCUGCAUCGAAUGCUCACAAGCACUUAAUCAGCAGGAAGGUGAACACUUGUAUGACCUGGUUUGCAUGUGCCUCAUAUUUGUCUCCUGCUUUGUCAAGAUGGAAUGGAAUGGAACAAUGGUGCUCAGUCUUGGUGGCUAUGUAGAGAUAGAAAAGUAUAGAUAUGUUUAUUUGAUGUUUUUCAUGGCACUCUAUGUUCUCAUUCUCUGCUGUAAUUGCGUCAUAAUUUGUGUUAUUUGGAUUCACAGGACCCUUCAUGAGCCCAUGUACAUUUUCAUUGCCGCUUUGUCUCUCAACUCGCUUGUGUUCAGCACUGUUAUCUACCCCAAACUGAUUGUGGACGUCUUGUCUCAACAGCAGACCGUUUCUUAUUACGACUGUUUGGUCCAGAUAUUUCUUUUCUAUAGUUUAGCUGGUUCUGACCUAAUGCUGUUGACAGCCAUGGCUUACGACAGGUUUGUGUCCAUCUGCAGGCCGCUGCAAUAUGCAACUACCAUGAGCAAGACCGCUGUCAGACGUUUUUUGGCUUUGGCUUGGUUUUGGCCGACCUGUCACCUUGUGAUAGUAACCAUCCUUCAGUCCAAACAAAAACUAUGUAACUUUAUUUUGGGUGGAAUUUUUUGCAAUACUACAAUGAUUAAGAUUCAUUGUACAACACCAAUGUACCUCAGUGUGUGGUCGUUAAUUAGUCUCAUAAACACGAGUCUCAUUCCUAUGCUGUUCAUCCUCUUCACGUACAUAAAAAUAUUUACUGUCAUCUAUCAUAGCCAUGGAGAAGUCCGGAAAAAAGCAAUAGAUACAUGCUUGCCUCACUUGAUUGUUUUAUUGAGCUUUUUCUGUUUGCUUGUCUUUGACUUUGCCAUCGGGCUACUGGAGUUGGUGCUUCCAAAAACUGUGCGACUGAUUAUGAGUCUCCAAAUAGUGGUGUACAAUCCUCUGUUUAAUCCAAUCAUUUAUGGCUGGAAGAUGAAAGAAAUCUGGAAACCAGUCAAGAGAAUGUUGUUCUGUUGCAAUCAUGAUGAAUUAAUCAAAACUCAGGUGGAAUGAAGACUACGUUCAUGCGUGUGCGUCCAUGUUUGUGCACGUGCGGAAGUUUGAAUGUCUCUGUGUGUAUGUGUCUAUCCGUGUCCAUGUGAGCCUCUGGAUACAUGCAAUUUGUAUGUACAUGUGAGGCAAUAUUUUUUUGUGUGUUCAUGUGCUUAUGUGUGCGCAUUUGUGUGUGUUUUUUUUGGUGUGUGUUAUUACUCCACUUAAGGACAAUUUAAUCUAUAAAAUUAUUCUCUUCUAUGUGCACAUGCGUGGGAGGGGACGACAUUAGCGAGCGAAAUAUUAGUACGUAUCUUCGAUUUGAAGUUUUGCA
Syngnathoides biaculeatus (alligator pipefish) is the source of this 1616-nucleotide messenger RNA. Its product is annotated as olfactory receptor 6N2-like. Gene Ontology annotation, cellular component: membrane. The record is from RefSeq and is a predicted model, not a curated record. Gene Ontology annotation, molecular function: G protein-coupled receptor activity; olfactory receptor activity. The transcript has a single exon. NCBI's taxonomy places the organism in Eukaryota, Metazoa, Chordata, Actinopteri, Syngnathiformes, Syngnathidae. Gene Ontology annotation, biological process: G protein-coupled receptor signaling pathway. Bases 239 to 1303 code for a protein of 354 amino acids.